Messenger RNA from Aegilops tauschii subsp. strangulata, 723 nucleotides. RefSeq names its product F-box protein At5g07610-like. The record is from RefSeq and is a predicted model, not a curated record. Lineage: Eukaryota; Viridiplantae; Streptophyta; Magnoliopsida; Poales; Poaceae. Gene Ontology annotation, molecular function: protein binding.
AUGGCAAAGAGGUCCAGGAAGAAGAAGGAGCAGCCGGCGGAGAGCCUUCCCGACGACCUCCUGCUGGAGGUCCUUGCGCGGGUGCCCUACAGAUCGCUCUGCCGCUUCAAGUGCGUGUCCAAACAAUGGCUCGCCCUCUGCUCCGACCCCGGCCUCUGGAAGAGGUCGCCGCAGGCCCUAUCGGGCUUCUUCUGCUACGCCCGUGACGACCGGAAGCACGAGCUCCGGUUCCACAACCUGUCGGGGCGAGCCCAGCCCCUUGUCGACCCCGGCCUCCCCUUCCUGCGCGGCGCGUGGGACGGGGGCGUCCAGACCGUGGACUGCUGCGGCGGCCUCCUCCUUUGCCAAUGCUGGAAGAGAUCUUCUCGAGCCGGAUCCGCCGGCAUGGAGUACGUCGUGUGCAAUCCGGCCACCAAGGAGUGGACCGUCGUGCCUGCUACCAAGCAGCUGCACCCGAACAAGAAGAACAUUGUCCGCUUGGGUUUUGACCCACUCGUCCCCUCCCGCUUCGCCGUGUUCGUCCUCGUGCGUGGCCACGGGGUCACCAGAGUGGAGAUCUUCUCAUCGGAAACCGGGAGGUGGAUUUCUAAGGAGAGCGAGUGGGGCGACGGCACAAGCGUGGACGAUCACAAUUGUUCAGCCUCUGUCUUCUUCGGUGGGGCGCUGCAUCUGAGUACCCACGAUUCUUCCGUGAUCACGGUGGACACGAAGGGGAAUACUUGA